AUGGUGACGUCAACGUGCCCGCCUCCAAUGCAUAUCCUGGCUGAGAGCGGGCAAUUGGGCGCCCACCAUCACGAGGCCGCGGCCAUGUUCUCCUCCUACUACACGGCCACGCCGACGAGUCCGACGGACCUCAAGCCCGCCUCGUCGCCGCCCCUCGGCGUGGGUGUCGGUGUCGACAAGGUGGUGGCCGCCGCCGCCGCCGCAGCCGCCGCCACCGCCGCGGUCAUCGUGGACUCUGCCGAGUCCGCUUCCGAAGCCAGCUCGGCCACGGACUUGCAGCCGGGCGCCUCUUCGGGCGGCGAUGGCGGCAGCGGUGGCGGUAGUGGCACUGGUGGUGGUGGUGGUGCUGGGGGUUACAACUACAGCGAGUACUACGCUGCGGAGAGGCAGGUCACCGAGUUGCUCCAGGAACACCCCGGGGAACUGGUGCGGACCGGAUGCCCCAACAUCCUCUGCUCUGCACUUCCGUCGCACUGGAGAUCAAAUAAGACAUUACCGGUAGCCUUCAAAGUGAUUUGCCUGAGCGACGUACCCGACGGAACCCUGGUGUCACUCAAGGCCGGAAAUGACGAGAACCCCUGUUCCGAGGUCCGCAACGCCACGGCUGUGUUCAAAAACAACGUCGCCAAGUUCAACGAUCUCAGAUUCGUCGGCCGAAGUGGACGAGGUCGGGAUUUUGCGGCUUUUCAUUCCUUUGGCAGGUGGGAAUUGAGACGAGACGCCGCGGCGCCGAAACGAAACGGUUUCCACGGGGCGCCGGAGUUUAGCAACGCUUUGCGGGCGACAAAGUCACGCCGCCGGUUCGUUGAGCACCCGAGGGAUUUCGCACCUUUGAGCAUGCAAAUUGAAUUUCCACCCGGGAAGAGCUUCAAUAUCACAAUUAUUGUGAACUCGAGUCCAAUUAUGGUCGGUACUUACAUGAAAGCCAUGAAAGUGACUGUUGAUGGACCCCGGGAACCCCGCAGCAAAACCAGGCAACAACAGCAGAUGCGAGCCUUGGCCUUCGGCCACCGGCCCUUCCCCUUCUCCGAGGCCCUGGGUUCCAGCGCGGGUUGCUCUCUGCCUGCCCUAUCUGGUUCUCUGUCGAACCCGUUUGCCCCGAGCAGACCCUCGAAACCCGGGGAUCCCUUGUCGAGCUUGAAGCCUGCGAGCACCAACCAGAGGAUUCCGUUGACUUUGCCUUUUCAUAUAUUAAUGACCCCGCGGCGGGGGCAAAAGUUGCUCCUGCUGGAGCUGCUUCUGCUUCUUAUUUGCGAAUCUUGCUGGAAAGUGCGCAGCGGGGGAGGCGCGGGUAAAACAAUGAUGAGCACUCAUCGCCGUACCACUGCCACCACCGCCACGAUCAUCAUCAUCAUCAUCAUCAUCAUCAUCAUUGUAGCCAUGAAUGUUGGGUAA
Molecule: messenger RNA, 1395 nt
Organism: Notodromas monacha
Lineage: Eukaryota; Metazoa; Arthropoda; Ostracoda; Podocopida; Cyprididae
Source: the annotation of a GenBank genome assembly